AUGAAGACUACAGCUGCUUCUUCUUCGUCUGUUUCUUCUCUGUCAGCCGCGUCACUCCCACCUCCUCCUUCGUUAGCUUUUCCUCGCUUCAACCGUCGCCCUAAACCUCCUCAGCCGGCGGGUCUCCCCGGACUCAAACACAUCUCCAGCCUCAGUCCACCGUCUAAGUCCAGACCAGGACUCCUCCUGGCUCCAACGCCGGAGAUCACCAAACACAGGUCCAGCUCCAAAACCAGCAUCAAGUCCAGCUCUGACGGAAAUACUGCUGCUAACUCUGGUAAACUGCUCCACCUUCUGAUACCUCCAACAAACGUCCUUCAGCUGCUCCACAAACGUCCUUCAGCUGCUCCACCUUCUGAUAUCUCCAACAAACAUCCUUCAGCUGCUCCACCUUCUGAUAUCUCCAACAAACAUCCUUCAGCUGCUCCACCUUCUGAUACCUCCAACAAAGACACCUCCAGCAGCAGCAUACGGAGAGUUGCGUUCGAGUCAAAACCGAAGAAACCCAGAUCAGCGAUACGAGACGUGGACGUGGAGCAAAUGGCCAGAAGCAACCAGUUGUCCAAAGUGAACUCUGCGACUCUGUUGUCCUGGUUGAAGGGAAGAGGAGUUCUCGUCAGCGCCAAACACAGGAAGGAGGAGCUGAUGCUGAAGGUCAUGGGCUGUCUGGCCGAGGCCUGAGAGAGAGAGAGAGAGACACACACACACACACACACACACACACACACACACACACACACACACACACACACACACACACACACACACACACACACACAGUGUUUAAUUAAUAGACUUCCUCUGCAGUAUUAAUGCUGUGCUAAGCUCCUCAUUUAAGGGUUUAAUGUAAAAUAUGUCCGUCUUUAUCCGUCUGAAUCAGAGAGUGCAGCCGGAGCAGACCAGAGCGUCUCAUCUUCGCUAAUUGAGAUGCUGACGAUUUGCCAAAAACGAAAUUCUCGUGUCAGAUAAGGUCACGGCGGGGGCUCACACAGGAAGUGACAAAGUAAAGGUUUUACUCUCUGGUCUGGUUGGGUUUGUUUGUUUUGAGGCAUCAGAGAUUGUUCAGGUUAAAGGAGUUAUGAUGUUAAAAUAAGAUGUUACCUCUCGCUGCUGUUUAGAGUCGUAAAGCAGCUUUAACCAAACGAAGAUGUUUUACUGCAGGUUUAGUUCUUUACUUCAGCAGGUUUUUCAUGUUCUGUCAACAAACCUCUGACCCUUACAAUGAGUUAUCUUAAAUAAAAACACAUUCAAAGUUUCUUCCUGAAAAACUGCUUCAAAAAGUGUGCUUUGAAUUUGAAAACCUUUAUGUUUUUAUAGAGAAUUUUCUGUAUUCUAUUACCAAUA
Anoplopoma fimbria (sablefish) is the source of this 1344-nucleotide messenger RNA. RefSeq lists its product as uncharacterized. The record is from RefSeq and is a predicted model, not a curated record. The coding region runs from base 1 to 681 and encodes 226 amino acids. NCBI's taxonomy places the organism in Eukaryota, Metazoa, Chordata, Actinopteri, Perciformes, Anoplopomatidae. The transcript is spliced from 4 exons.